AUGCUUUCUGGGUGGGCUGUCGGGCGCUGGGAAAAAGCAUCGAGACUGCCGGGGAGCAAACUUAUGCUUGGCGCCGCUUCGUCCAGCAGCGGGUAUAAAAAAAGGUCCAAACGAAAAAAAGAGCAAAAAAGAUUGCUGCUCAGCCUCGAGGGUGAGCAGGUACGAAACCAGCCGGUGCUGGUUUUCUUCGACCGUGAGUGCACGGGUGAUCGAACUCGGGCUCUUUCGGAAGAGUGGGCUGCCCGUGCAGCCAGUACGCCACCUAGAAGGAAGAGAAGAUAUGUUAGUAUCUGUUGUGACUGCAACACGUCGAAGGGCAUAUAUAUGGCUUUGGGGGGGCAAUGCACCGCGAGGGCAGGCGCGUUGCGAGGAGCACGGGCCCGCCCUCGUCUGAUAUACCAGGCUCCCGCCAGACGACGGGCACCUGCCACCAGUUUGAUGUCCCGCCUGGGGUCUGCCGCACGGUCAGAGGCCAUAUGUACUCGCUGCCAGCUCGCGCAGCUCCAGAUCAGGUGUUGUGAUGUCGGGCAUCACCGCCCGCCCAGCCACGCCCACACUGGCUGCCCUGGCCGCAACCUCGUCAAGUCCCGUCAUCAUUUAGGAAACCAUCAAGCUUGA
This is a messenger RNA of Gaeumannomyces tritici R3-111a-1, 618 nucleotides long. RefSeq lists its product as hypothetical. The transcript is spliced from 2 exons. The record is from RefSeq and is a predicted model, not a curated record. Bases 1 to 618 code for a protein of 205 amino acids. Lineage: Eukaryota; Fungi; Ascomycota; Sordariomycetes; Magnaporthales; Magnaporthaceae.